CUGACGGUUCGAUGAUGAUGGUGCAGUCCGAUCAGUCUCCUCGCUUAUCGCGCGCUCCGUUGGCUGAAGGUUCUUUCGCUGCUUUGGAGCCGCGGCAGUAACAGUGCCAGGGUUUGGUCGCACGUACGGGUCUACUUCGCUUUUUUCGUGAACUGUGGCGAUCCUAACGCAAGUGGACGACGCGCGUGGUUUAUGGAAAUUGCUUGUCGGUGGAUCACCGGUUUGGGAGAAUUUUUAUGUGAAAUCACAGUGUCAGAAUAGUACGUGACGGAUUUGUGUAUGUACGCACUGUGCAGCUAUUCAAAGUAGAUUCCCGAUUGAAGGAAUGUGUUGAUCUUGAAUUGGAAAUUGGAAUUCAUGGGCCAAUGUGUAAUGGUUUUUGGCAGAAGUAAGUGCUUUAAUUCGUGCCUGUCGAACGUGCAACAAUAAAUUCUACUAUACCGCGUCGUUCGGGGUCAGAUCUUUAGUGAAUAAGCCCACAUCGCCCAAGUGCAGAAUGCGUAUCGAUUAUUGAAGAUCACAUGAGAUGGAUUAGUGCUGAAUGAUAGGAGCAAUCGCCUAGGGGAAAUUGCUUAAUGAGUUGCUUUGAAGAAGAUUAUAGUCUUCAUUAUCUGUGUCAUUCCCGGGCACAUUGCAUUGAGUGAAUAUGUACCUUGCUUGUGACAUAAUAAUCAAUCAAGCCCAUCGGGUGGCAAGUGCUAGAUAGUGAAGAAGUAGGAAAAAGCGGAAGUUUUGCUUGGUGUUCAGUGCAGACGGGGUCAGUCAGACAACCGAUUGGCGCAUCCAGACGGACAGUUGAGUUAUUGCAUAUCAUUAGCACGGAUUUUUUUUUACGCUCAUUGUUUGUUGUCAUCAAUCAACGGUACUUUCGACUUUCGAGUGGCGAGCAGCAAAGAAUCGGAAUUGUAGCUGUGAAGGUUAGUUUUUGUGACACGUUGCAUGCGACUUUCCCGAUUGCUAUGAACAGAAUCACAGGCAGAUAAAGAUCCCUUGAAUGUAACUCCAAUUUGAUGCCUUAUUUUCUGCGUUAAUAAACUAAAGAUGUCACGUUCAAACUUUCAACGGUCUCAGAGUCGUGUCUGGUACGGCAAUGGCACUGUACCGGAUAAUCCGUUUUACGGAGGAGCGUUCGGCACGGGUAGUGGGUAUUAUUUUCACUACAAUCAGCUGCAGGAAGGCAGACAACCGUCAUCGUUGAGGCCUUCGAUACCGAUCGGCUUUCAGGAUUUGGACGAAGAGGAAGAGCUGCUACUGGAGCAGCAGACACCCGAAAAGCAAACAAAUAGUGCGAGUGCGAAUAUAAGCGGCAUCAGUAGUACCAGUAAUAUAUCUGCCAGGGUUGGCAGCACAGUUUGGAAUGAAUCCAAUCGCCAGGGCAGUCCCGCUAGUCAUAAAAGUCAGGACUCAGGGUUCUCGGAUACAGAACUCUCUCCAAAUAUGCCAUCGAUUGGCAACAACACGAGCUCCCACAGUAAAAACUUCAACGAAAACCAGUCUUCCCCAGACAAGCUCACACCAAAGCGUACCAUAAAUGAGCAGCUCUUUCAGCGAUCACCUUCAAUCUCCAGUGAAGUCUCCACCCCACCAACAGUUAUUCGACGGCCUGCACCGGACAUCACCCGCGAAGAAAUUACUGUGCGUCGAAUAUCCUACAGUGAACCCAAUUCACCCUCAGUGUCCCCUCCAUCUCCAUAUGACGAUCUAGUCUCAAAAAUCGAUAGCCUUAAUUUCGAUAAUACUUCACCCCUCGAAACUAGUCAGCUGAGUAUAAGAAUCAACGCUACCGAGGAAGAAGCAGGUCCUCUGUCUUUAACAUCCUCGUCUACCUCCUCCUGCCAUUGUCCCUCUCGAAGCAGUGGUAGUUCUCUUAAGCGAGGACGUGUCAUUACCAAAUGUAGUCGGGUGAAAAGAAAUCUCAAUAAUCAGUUGCGGGACUCCGAAGAGGAAAUGAUUUCCCUGGAUAGCAGCGAGUUGACGAAUAUCCUUAACCAGACUCUUUCACAAGACGUCACCUUAUCGAACCUGAAUACUCCCAAAAGCAUUCUCAAAACUCCGCCGUCCUACAACAAUGAAACCGUACUUCUUGGAUACGUUUCCCCAGACCGUAACAACAAUCUUCGCAACGACGAUAGAAUCCCAACUCGUGAGAAAGAACUCCCCACCUACGCAGAGCUCUAUCCCAACGGAACCUCCACCCCAAUCAUGUACCAACCAAAGUUUUAUCGUUCGCUCCCACCGACCCCCACCCGAACUCAACGUUCUCCCGUCAAAUUCCGUCCCACCAAGCUCAUCGACAACUUCUACGAAGAACCCGACGUCGAUCUGACCAACCAACGGCUCUCUCAGCAAACCGACCUCAACUUCACCGAGUACGAAAACCCACUCCUGAACGGCCACACCCCAGCCGUUCAGUCGUGGCUCGACGGACUCCGGUUCUCCUACCAAAGCGAAGUAAUGUCCAUCCUUCAAACGAAAUCCAUCAGUGUGGAAGCCACCCGUAACGUUAAGAUGACAUCCGCGACGGCGGUCAAACUGAUUCGUCACCUCCAGUCCAAAGUGGUCGACCUGCAGGGUGAGUUCGAGAAGGUCGAGAAAGUGUUCGCCUCGAUCAAGCGCUACCAGCAGCAGCAGGAUGAAGAAGAUGAGGACGAUGAAAAGGAGAUCUAUCAGAAGGCGGCUCCUUUGGUGCAGAGCCUUGCCGCCAACAUCUACCAGUUUGUGCAGAAGCAGAAAUCCAAUGACUACUUUGGGAAGGACCCACUCGAGCGAGCAGAUCUCAAGAAGUUCCACGAAAACACUCAGUCGCUGGUCGACAUGACGACGGACCUUCGAACGGCAGCUGCCAAUGGCGAAGAAUUCGAUUACCGAUCGGUGGAAGAAGAGGUCCAGAUCAUCAAACGGUACUUCCUCAUCACGACCAGGUUGAUCUUCAAGAAUUUGGUGAAAGUGAUCGUUGACACGAUCGAGGACUCCAAGUGCGACCUGAUACUGCGCUCGAAUCUUAGCUACGUGUCGAUGUUGUCCAACCUGGACUACCAGGGACUUGCGUCGCUGAACGACGCUUUCAUUUCCAACGGAACGGUGCGGGCCCUGCUGAUCGUGUGCAUCGAGUGUAAGUUCUCGUCGAUCCGGGCGUUGGCCCUACGGGCGCUGGCAACGGUAUGCUCGACGACGGAAACCAUCCGGCAGCUGGAGAAAGCCGACGGGGUGGAGAUUUUGCGGGACAUACUGGCCGAUCAGCGGUCGAACGAACGAAGCGAACCGGAAUUCCGGGAAGCCGUUUCGGUGCUGACGCAGAUUACGGCACCGUGGCACGGCGAUGACCACCGGAUCGAUGGGUUGAAGCAGCACGUGCACGCGAUCGUGGAAGCCGUCACAGAGAUUGUCGAUAAAACAACCUGCUGUCAGACGCUGCUGCUGUGCUCUGCGUGCCUUAACAACCUGACCCGCAUCGAGGCCACCGCCGUCUACUCGUUGAUGUCCCACGAGACCACCGGGAAGCUGAAGGCAGCAGCCGAACGACGAGGCCCCGGCGCAUCGGUAUUCCUUUUUGAGCAAAUCACGUCGAUGCUGUUCAACAUGUCCUCCAAUAAAAAAUCCCACCACCAUUUGGCCGGCCGACCGUUGGUCACCUUCCUCACCGGUACCUUCAAUCAGAAGUUCUACGAGCGGAUGGACAGCCGCGUGGAAACCGAAGCCCAGCGCAAGACAAUCAAAAACAUCCUGCACGUCCUGUCCCGGCUGGUGGUGAGCGGUGCCAUUGGAUCCCACGACGAACUGCUCGAGUCAACCAUCGUGCCGAUUUUCUCCCGCAUCCAGCGCACCCUGGACGAUCGGAACGAGCACUUCCGGGACAUUUCCCUGUUGAACCGACGGCUGAACGAAAGUCUCUCCGGUGGGACCCCGAAGACAACCCCACCGCCGGCAACGCUAUCAAUUCUAACGACCACGGCCACGUCAACCGCAAAUCCAUUCGUAACGCGAUUAACCAUCGAGCGGAGGCCCAAUGGGGGCAUCGUUAUGGUGGACAACAACCGUCAGGAGAGCUAUGUUUGAUUAAUCGAGAGGGUGGAUUCACAGUCUCUGUCAGCAGUGCUGCUCAAAGCACAGUGGCUUGGAUUUGGAAAACAGCGUGAUCGUUCUUAAAAUUUGGUGUUUCACACGGGGUUCUGAACCACCGUGCAUUUUAACAGGAUUCGCUAAGCUUUUAAUGCGAUUGACUUGCGUUGUUGUCCGGUUUGGCGGAAAUGGAUCCGCGAGGGCUCGGUAACAUAAUCAACUGAGUUGGGCACCAACAUUUCAGCCAGGAUUCGAUACAUUAUUCAUGAAGAGAAUAAAUACGUUUGCUACGACAGCAUUGAAUUGUGUUACAUACAGGGAAGGGAGUUGUGAUUGAGAGCCACUACUGUAUCUAGUAGUGGAGAGGACUUUUCGCGAAAAACAAACCAGUUUGUAACGAUUUUAGUGGCAGUUUAUCAGUGAAAUCUAAUAUCGAUGUAUGCAAAUGCAGUGCCAAAUAAAUCGGGUGUCGAUAGAAGAGACCAAAUUGAAUAAUGGUCUAAGCAGGAAUACCUUAUCGUGUAGGUGCCAUAAUGGUUUUAUUGUGUAGAAUGUUUAUAGAAAUAGUUUAUCUAUUCAACGAAAAUAAAUAAUAUAUUUGAAUGUUUUGAUUAGGUUUUAGAUCGAUUUUAACAUACCUUCAUCUAAAUUGUAAUUUAUCAUUCGAAUUCAAUUCUAUUUAAAUUGUAAAUACACGGAUUUGAUCAAUCGGAAAUAA
Messenger RNA from Armigeres subalbatus, 4777 nucleotides. RefSeq lists its product as uncharacterized. Bases 1042 to 4056 code for a protein of 1004 amino acids. Gene Ontology annotation, molecular function: cytoskeletal adaptor activity. The record is from RefSeq and is a predicted model, not a curated record. NCBI's taxonomy places the organism in Eukaryota, Metazoa, Arthropoda, Insecta, Diptera, Culicidae. Gene Ontology annotation, cellular component: apical cortex. Gene Ontology annotation, biological process: regulation of asymmetric cell division; apical protein localization; establishment of mitotic spindle orientation. The transcript has 7 exons.